CAAUUUAAAGCUCCAUUCAUUGCUUCUCUCUCUCUGUCGCAAAGCGCAAAGCUUCAACCCAUCACAAAAAGCAAUCUUAUCGACAGUACAAGUACCGAUGGACUUAAGACCGCCGUAAUGAAGCUCCCAAUCCGGUCAUUCGGUUCUCCUACUAUCAUCCCACGAUUACAACCUACAAUUGCCUAUCGUACCUACGCUACUCAUCAUAGCCAACCAACCAAUUCAGCUGCUUCAGCUGCUUCCAAGAGGAGAGCUGUAACGCCAUUCAACGACAAUGGAUUCGUACCUUGGAGUGAGCUCUCCGUCGGUGAGAAGGCGUCGCGUGCCACGCAGCAAACCUUCAACUUCGGCCUAGUCGUAGUUGGUUUGGUUUUGACGGGAGGUGUUGGCUAUUUCCUCUAUACGGACGUAUUCUCCCCUGAUAGUAAAACUGCCUACUUCAACCGAGCCGUCGACCGAAUCAAGAAGGAUCCGGAAUGCGUACGGCUGCUUGGCGAUAGUAAAAAAAUCAUAGCACACGGCGAAGAGACUAUGAAUAAGUGGCGCCGCGCCCGCCCGAUUUCGUCAACCCAGUAUAAGGAUGAACAAGGUAACCAGCAUCUAAUCAUGCACUUUUAUGUUGAAGGACCAUUAAAUAACGGUGUGGUGAAUGCGCAUCUAAUAAAAUAUGCCAACCGCGACGACUUUGAAUACAAGUACUUCUGUAUUGACAUCACGGGCCAUUCGAGGAUUUACCUAGAGAACGCCGAUUCUAAGCCUGCGGGUGAAGGGAAGAGGAAUUUCAAACUGUUCGGAGUGAACUGGAAAUAGGGUGUAUUGUAUAUAUCACCUCCCUUGUUAGCUUAACAGAUAUCGAAACGACCGUUCAAGUAAA
This is a messenger RNA of Daldinia vernicosa, 874 nucleotides long. Its product is annotated as mitochondrial import inner membrane translocase subunit TIM21. Gene Ontology annotation, cellular component: TIM23 mitochondrial import inner membrane translocase complex. Gene Ontology annotation, biological process: protein import into mitochondrial matrix. NCBI's taxonomy places the organism in Eukaryota, Fungi, Ascomycota, Sordariomycetes, Xylariales, Hypoxylaceae. The transcript has 4 exons. The record is from RefSeq and is a predicted model, not a curated record. The coding region runs from base 118 to 810 and encodes 230 amino acids.